GCUGUUUUUCUUGUGGAUUAGCCUAGUUAGCACAAAUGAAACGACACAACCCUUCUUGUUCAUCUUCAGAAAAACAACAAAUUUAUCACGAAAAACAAAGAAAGCAACUUUGCCUGCUUCACACCUUGAAUAAUUUAUUUCAACGAAGAGAAUUUAGUCAACAAGAGCUUGACGAGAUUUGUGAAAGACCAGCUUCUCGCAUUAAACACGAAUUAAUUUAUGCCUAUAUUUUCAAUAUACCUUCGCCGCCGUUUACUCUCUUGCCAUUUUUUAAAGGCAGACAUUGGUUUGCCGUUUUGUCAAUAAACAACAUUUACUACAAUUUAGACUCAAAACUUGAUGCUCCAACAAAAAUAAAUGGCAAUUUUAACGCUUUUAUUGAUAAAUUGUUGGAAGCUGGAAAUGAAUUGUUGUUGGUAGUUGAACCAGAAAAUGAGAAUAAUUGUAUAAUUAAUUUGGAAGAAUUUAAGGAUAAAGGAGAGUAG
This is a messenger RNA of Meloidogyne enterolobii, 485 nucleotides long. NCBI's taxonomy places the organism in Eukaryota, Metazoa, Nematoda, Chromadorea, Rhabditida, Meloidogynidae. The record is from the annotation of a GenBank genome assembly.